Oxyura jamaicensis (ruddy duck) is the source of this 5701-nucleotide messenger RNA. It is a transcript of the gene CLASP2, whose product is annotated as cytoplasmic linker associated protein 2. The record is from RefSeq and is a predicted model, not a curated record. NCBI's taxonomy places the organism in Eukaryota, Metazoa, Chordata, Aves, Anseriformes, Anatidae. Gene Ontology annotation, molecular function: microtubule binding. The coding region runs from base 277 to 5088 and encodes 1603 amino acids. Gene Ontology annotation, cellular component: mitotic spindle; cytoplasmic microtubule; spindle microtubule. Gene Ontology annotation, biological process: mitotic spindle assembly. The transcript is spliced from 44 exons.
UCGGCGCCGGCCAGCGGCAGGGCUGCAACUUGCCUGGGACGGCGGAGACGGAUCCGCGGGGCCCGGCCCGGCCCGGCCCGGCCCGGCCUGUGGGAAGAGGGGGACGGCCGUUGGCACGGAGGUCCCCCGCGGUGAGGACCGGGGGCUGACGAGGCUGCCGGGAUCCGAGGGGAUGCGAGUUGCGGGCCGGCCCCGCCGCGGCGUGGCGCGGGGGAGGCUGGGCCGGGCCCCGCGGCGCUGAGGAGCUGGAGCCCCGCCGGCCCGGAGCCGCCCGGGAUGGAUCAUUUCUGUCAGCAGGUGCAGCAGAAGGACGUGGGCCGCAGGCUGCAGGUCGGGCAGGAGCUGCUGGAGUACGUGCGCGACCCCGCGGCGUCCCCGGACGUGGAGCAGGACCCGCAGCGGCUCGACAAAGUGAUCGAUGAGCUGGCGGCAUGGGUCAACUCCAGCAACUUCAAGGUGUCGUUACUGGGAUUAGAUGUUUUAGGUGCCUUUGUCAAUAGACUAUCAGGACGCUUUAAAUCCUAUAUAGGAACUGUUCUCCUGCCUUUGAUAGAUCGCUUGGGAGAUGCCAAAGACCAAGUUCGAGAGCAAGCACAGAAUCUCAUACUGAAAUUGAUGGAUGAGGCAGCUACACCCAUGCAGGGACCAAAACAGAGAAGUCUUUCCUGUGCCUCCAACACUGAAAUACAGAGUUUUAGGCUUCCUUUGCUGCAUCCCUUUGGAAGAGCUGGGUGGAAUCUUUUUUUGGGGAUAAGAAUUUACAUUUGGGAACGCCUUGCUGUUGGUUUUAAACACAAGAAUUACCGAUCCCGAGAAGGAGUGUGCUUGUGUCUUAUUGCAACCUUAAACAUUUAUGGUGCACAAUCAUUAAGCCUCAGCAAGUUAGUACCGCAUCUGUGUGCAGCGUUUAGUGACUCGAAUAGCCAGGUGAGAGAUGCUGCCAUACAAGCCAUUGUAGAGAUUUAUAGACAUGUGGGAGAGAAAGUACAAAUAGAUCUAACUAAGAGAGGAAUUCCCCCUGGAAGGUUGCAAACAAUCUUUACAAAAUUUGAUGAAAUAAGAAACUCUGGAAGUAUGAUUUUAAGUAGCAUCAGUGACAAAAGCUUUGAUGAUGAAGAGUCAGUGGAUGGAAAUAGGCCAUCAUCAGCUGCUUCAGCCUUUAAGGUUCCUGCACCUAAAAAGCCAGGAAAUCCUUCCAACAGUACAAGAAAGCCGGGUUCGGCUGGUGGGCCUAAGGUUGGAGGUUCCUCUAAAGAAGGAGGAGCUGGAGCUGUUGAUGAAGAUGAUUUUAUUAAGGCAUUUACAGAUGUUCCUACUGUACAGAUCUAUUCUAGUCGAGAACUUGAAGAAACGUUAAACAAAAUCAGGGAAAUCCUCUCAGAUGACAAACAUGAUUGGGAUCAACGAACUAAUGCGCUCAAGAAAGUUCGGUCCUUGCUUGUUGCUGGAGCUGCACAGUAUGAUGGAUUUUUCCAGCACUUACGGUUGUUGGAUGGUGCGUUCAAGCUGUCAGCCAAGGAUCUUAGAUCCCAGGUGGUUAGAGAAGCAUGCAUUACUGUAGCCCAUCUUUCAACUGUUUUGGGAAACAAGUUUGAUCAUGGCGCUGAAGCUAUUGUGCCUACUCUUUUUAAUCUGGUUCCCAACAGUGCCAAAGUGAUGGCAACGUCGGGGUGUGCAGCCAUUAGGUUCAUUAUUCGGCAUACCCAUGUGCCCCGACUCAUACCUUUAAUAACAAGCAACUGUACUUCAAAAUCAGUUGCAGUUAGAAGGCGUUCCUUUGAAUUCUUAGACCUGUUGUUACAAGAGUGGCAAACACAUUCCUUGGAAAGGCAUGCUGCAGUCUUAGUUGAAACAAUCAAGAAGGGCAUUCACGAUGCUGAUGCAGAAGCAAGAGUGGAGGCAAGAAAGGCUUACCUGGGUCUUAGAAAUCACUUUCCUAGUGAAGCUGAGACUCUAUACAACUCUCUUGAACCACCUUAUCAGAGAAGCCUCCAGACCUACUUGAAGAAUUCUGGCAGUAUAGCAUCUCUCCCUCAGUCAGACAGGUCAUCCUCCAGCUCACAGGAGAGCCUCAAUCGUCCUCUAUCUUCUAAGUGGUCUGCAGCCAGCCCAGCAAGCCUUGCAGGCAGAGUUUCAGGCAGCAGCAAAAGUGUUCCAAGCCCAGGAACCCUGCAGAGGUCUCGCAGUGACAUUGAUGUUAAUGCUGCCGCAGGUGCAAAGGCUCGCCAUGCUGCUGUACAGACAGCUGGAGCUGGGCGCUUGUCAGCAGCUGGUCUACCUCCAGGAUCUUACGCUUCACUAGAGGAUACUUCUGACAAGAUGGAUGGAACAGCUUCUGAAGAUGGUCGUGUACGAACAAAGCUUUCAACACCUUCUGUUGGUAUUGGAAACUCUAAAACAGAUUCCAGAGGACGGAGUAGAACCAAAGUUGUCUCUCAGUCUCAGCGUUCUUCAUCGCCAGAGAAAAAUGAAGGAUCACAGUCUGCUAACCCCAUUGGUGCUGGCAGUAGAUCUGGAUCUCCUGGAAGAGUUUUGACAACAACCACGCUUUCUACUAUGAACACAGGGGUUCAGAGAGUGUUAGUGAAUCCUGCAACUGCACAAAAACGAAGCAAAAUCCCACGAAGUCAGGGAUGCAGUAGAGAAGCUAGUCCUUCUAGAUUGUCAGUAGCACGAGGCAGCCGCAUUCCUCGGCCUAGUGUGAGUCAGGGGUGCAGUCGGGAGGCCAGCCGUGAAAGUAGCAGGGACACAAGCCCUGUCCGCUCUUUUCCACCCCUUGCUUCCAGACAUCAUUCCAGAUCCACUGGUGCCCUCUACACUCCUGAUGUUUAUGGGGCUACAGGUACCAGCUUUGGAAUUAGUCAGUCGAGUAGAUUGUCGUCAUCAGUUAGUGCUAUGCGAGUUCUGAACACAGGUUCUGAUGUGGAAGAGGCAGUAGCAGAUGCCUUGCUCUUAGGAGACAUACGGACUAAGAAGAAGCCUGUGCGAAGAAGAUAUGAGUCUUACGGGAUGUACUCAGAUGAUGAUGCCAACAGUGAUGCAUCAAGUGCCUGUUCAGAAAGGUCCUACAGCUCUAGGAAUGGAAGCAUACCAACAUAUAUGAGACAGACAGAAGAUGUGGCUGAAGUCCUAAAUCGCUGUGCUAGCUCCAACUGGUCAGAGAGAAAAGAAGGCCUUCUGGGCCUGCAAAAUUUAUUAAAGAACCAGAGAACUUUAAGCCGUGUUGAGUUGAAAAGGCUGUGUGAAAUCUUCACAAGAAUGUUUGCUGAUCCUCACAGUAAGGUGUUCAGUAUGUUUUUGGAGACACUGGUGGAUUUUAUUCAAGUCCAUAAAGAAGAUCUGCAGGACUGGCUAUUUGUACUGCUAACGCAGCUAUUGAAGAAAAUGGGUGCUGAUUUGCUUGGGUCUGUACAAGCAAAAGUUCAGAAGGCACUUGAUGUCACAAGGGAAUCUUUUCCAAAUGAUCUUCAGUUCAGUAUUUUAAUGAGAUUUACUGUUGACCAGACCCAAACGCCUAGUUUGAAGACAGUCAAGCCAGCACUACAGGACCAGCUUCGCUCUUUUUGGAGCUCAAAGGUCAAAGUUGCAAUCCUUAAAUAUAUAGAGACUCUUGCACAACAGAUGGAUCCAGGAGACUUUGUAAAUUCAAGUGAAACUAGGUUAGCAGUGUCUCGAAUCAUCACCUGGACCACAGAACCUAAAAGCUCAGAUGUUAGGAAGGCUGCACAGUCAGUGCUGAUUUCCCUUUUUGAACUCAAUACUCCAGAGUUUACAAUGCUAUUGGGUGCUUUACCAAAAACAUUUCAGGAUGGAGCCACGAAGCUUCUCCAUAAUCAUCUCCGGAAUACAGGCAACAGUGGUCAGGGAUCAAUGGGGAGUCCUUUAACAAGACCUACUCCACGCUCCCCAGCAUGCUGGUCAAGUCCUCUCACUUCCCCAACCAAUACAUCACAGAACACUUUGUCACCAAGUGCAUUUGACUAUGAUACGGAAAAUAUGAAUUCUGAAGAUAUUUACAGCUCUCUUCGUGGAGUCACUGAAGCCAUUCAGAAUUUCAGUUUCCGUAGUCAAGAAGAUAUGAAUGAGCCUGUAAAACGAGAUUCAAAAAAAGAUGAUGUUGAUUCAAUCUGCAGUGCUUCUGGAAUAGUAGACUUACGAGCAGGAAGUGGUGUGAGUGAUACAGGCCGAACAGCUCUUGAUAACAAAACAUCAUUACUCAACACAAUGCCUCCUAACUCUUCACCACGUUCAAGAGAUUAUAACCCAUAUAAUUAUUCUGAUAGUAUCGGUUCAUUUAAUAAAUCUGCUUUGAAGGAAGCCAUGUUUGAUGAUGAUGCAGAGCAAUUUCCUGAUGAGCCUCCCAUGGAUCAUUCUGAUCUGGUUGCAGAGUUACUAAAAGAAUUAUCAAACCAUAAUGAGAGAGUUGAGGAAAGAAAGACUGCCCUCUAUGAGCUCAUGAAGUUAACUCAAGAAGAGUCUUUUGGUGUUUGGGAUGAGCACUUCAAAACAAUACUGCUUUUGCUACUUGAAACACUUGGAGACAAAGAGUAUGCAAUUAGAGCUUUGGCAUUGAAAGUUCUAAGAGAAAUUCUAAGAAACCAGCCAGCAAGGUUUAAGAAUUAUGCAGAGCUCACAAUAAUGAAGACAUUAGAAGCUCAUAAGGACCCCCAUAAGGAGGUGGUGAGAUCUGCUGAAGAAGCUGCUUCCAUGCUGGCUACUUCCAUUAGCCCAGAUCAGUGCAUCAAAGUUCUUUGUCCAAUUAUCCAAACAGCAGAUUACCCCAUUAAUCUGGCUGCAAUCAAAAUGCAGACGAAAGUCAUUGAGAGAGUAUCUAAAGAAACUCUUACUCAGCUUUUACCAGAGAUUGUGCCAGGUCUAAUACAGGGCUAUGAUAAUUCAGAGAGCAGUGUUCGUAAGGCAUGUGUUUUCUGCCUUGUUGCCAUUCAUGCAGUAAUUGGUGAUGAACUAAAACCACAUCUCAGUCAACUCACUGGCAGUAAAAUGAAAUUACUGAACCUUUACAUCAAGCGUGCACAAACAGGCUCUGGACCAGGGGAUGCAACAGCAGAUAUGUCUGGACAAAGCUAAUGAAGCUGACAGGAGUUAACCGGGUCUCUUAAAGCAAGGGCCAGACCCUCUUCAAUUGCAAGGAAAAUUCUUACACACAACAUUUGGAACUUGUCUUUUUUUCUCAUUUUCCUCCUUUUUUUUUUUUUCUUUAACCAUUGGCUGUCUUCAGCCUGCAUGUGACUGUUGCAAUAGAAUUAUUCCAAAUCCAAGGAAAAAACAGUAUUAACAUAAGUUGAUCAAAGCAAAAUAAAAUUUAUAAAUAAUCUAAUCUAUCAUUUAUCCUGUUCACAAUCCUCUGUGUCUUCCCAUUAACUUUUGCCAGUGUUACUGUAUUAAAAACAUUUUUUACCCUAAUUAAACAGGUAUGCUUUAAGCUUCAGAAGUUAAAAUAUAAGUUCCGUUGCUUUUACGCAGCUGCAGAUAACAUUGUUUUUAUUUCUGUUUUGUUUGAGUAUCAUGUCCUUCACUGGAAACAACAAGUGAUGUGAAACAAGGCAGAACUAGUCUGAAAUGCAGUGAGACUCGGUCACUGUUGGUGGUUCAUCAUCUUAUUUACAGCUUGUUCAGGAUAUUCUGGAGAUUGAGAAAUACGCCUAUAAAAAAGCUGGCUUGAUCCAGUUCUGUAAAAAGU